GUGGGUUAGUUGAGAAAUGAAUAUAUUUAAACCCGACUUGUCUGACUGACAUACUUAAGGAAAGGAAGGUGCGUGUGAGACUGACUAGGCUGGCCUAGUGUUGUUCAUUUCCCAUUCAUUCACCUUCAAAACUUUCUCAAGGACACUUAUAUUGUGUUGUGUGCCCCAUUUAUUAAUUUACUCAACUCAACUCAACCACUAAUUUCUUAUACAAAAAAGGCAAAACAAAAACAUUGUCUUUAAUAUAAGAUAUUGCUUCAUGUUACAUGUGAAUUGUUAAGUCAUAUAGAAGAAGAAAAAAAAGGAAGAAGUGAAAUUCUGUUAGAAACAUGGAGAAAGAGCCAUUGUUGGAGAAGAAGCAAUACUAUGAGGAUUGUCCUGGUUGUAAAGUGGAACAAACUAAAGAGCUUAAUCAAGGGCUAUCCAUGAUAAAUCUUGUGAUUAUUUGGAUGAUUGUUUUAUCUGCUACUUUGCCUGCAUCAUCUCUCUUUCCAUUCCUUUAUUUCAUGGUAAGGGAUUUCAACGUUGCAAAAGAAGAAGCUGAUAUAAGUUAUUAUGCUGGUUAUGUUGGAUCUUCGUUCAUGCUUGGAAGAUGUUUGACGUCUGUACUAUGGGGAAUGGUUUCAGAUCGCUAUGGUCGAAAACCUGUUAUAAUCAUGGGAAUCAUUGCAGUUGUCAUUUUCAACACAUUAUUUGGCCUUAGUACGGGUUAUUGGAUGGCUAUUAUCACGAGAUUUCUUCUCGGAAGUUUAAAUGGCGUGCUUGGGCCAGUUAAGGCCUAUGCUUCUGAACUUUUUCGUGAAGAGCACCAAGCUAUAGGACUUUCUACUGUUAGUGCAGCUUGGGGCGUAGGUUUAAUUAUUGGCCCGGCAAUAGGAGGCUAUUUGGCUCAGCCAGUAGAAAAGUACCCACAAAUUUUUCCAAAGGAUUCCUUUUGGGACAAGUUCCCAUACUUCUUGCCCUGCUUUAUAAUAUCAGUACUUGCAUUUACAGUAGUAAUUGCCUGCAUCUGGAUUCCGGAAACACUUCACAAUCACAAUGGUAACAAAGAGUCCACAGAUGACGCCGAAGCUUUAGAAAAUGGAAGCAACAAAGAAAAGACAGUCCGAAAGAAUGAAAACCUCUUUAUGAAUUGGCCUUUAAUGUCAUCUAUCAUAGUUUAUUGUGUCUUCUCACUUCAUGAUAUUGCUUAUCAAGAGGUUUUCUCAUUAUGGGCUACUAGUCCUCCGAAGCUAGGGGGUUUGAACUUUACAACUGAUGAUGUUGGUAACGUUCUUUCAAUUUCAGGAGUUGCACUUUGCAUCUACCAACUUUUCAUAUACCCUUCUGUUGAAAAAGCUUGUGGACCUAUUGGCCUUGGCCGCAUCACAGGGAUUUUUUCUAUACCACUAUUGCAAAGUUACCCCUUCAUAGCAAUGUUGUCAGGCAUAACCUUAUAUAUAGUGAUUAGUAUUGCUUCUGUCCUCAAGAAUAUUAUGUCUGUCACGAUUACAACAGGUUUAUUCCUAAUACAAAACCGAGUAGUGGAACAACACCAAAGAGGGGCAGCUAAUGGCCUUUCUAUGACAGGGAUGUCUCUAUUCAAAGCCAUUGGACCUGCUGCAGGCGGUACAAUAUUAACUUGGUCACAAAAGCGUAUGGAUGCUUCUUUCCUACCGGGCACUCAAAUGGUCUUUUUUUUCCUUAAUUUAGUAGAAGGACUUGGAAUAAUUUUGUUGUUCAAACCAUUCCUUGGUGAAAUGAAGAAAAGAAACUCAGAUCUUUUACAUUGAUAUUAAUUAAUCAUUUUUGCUUGAGUUACCAUGUAUCACUUUGUUCUAAUUAGGGACAGUGAUGGUAACUAGGUGCAUUAUUAGUUUUGUCAUUGAUAAUUUGAUUGUAACAACAACAAAUAAGAAAAGCAAAUGAGAAAGUAACAAAGGAGAAAUAGAAUUUCCCAUUAAUCCAAACUAUCCAUUAACAGAAUACAUAGCAUUUCCCUCAGUUCUAGAAAUAGUUUUGCCUUCAAUGGUUUGGCAAAGACAUCACUCACUUGAAAAAAUGUGCAACAAUACAUGGAUUCCAAAUU
Molecule: messenger RNA, 2068 nt
Organism: Medicago truncatula (barrel medic)
Lineage: Eukaryota; Viridiplantae; Streptophyta; Magnoliopsida; Fabales; Fabaceae
Product: protein ZINC INDUCED FACILITATOR-LIKE 1
Exons: 17
Coding region: 330-1772 (480 amino acids)
Biological process (GO): regulation of stomatal closure; transmembrane transport
Cellular component (GO): plant-type vacuole membrane; plasma membrane
Molecular function (GO): solute:potassium antiporter activity
Source: RefSeq, a predicted model, not a curated record